Fusarium tjaetaba is the source of this 1116-nucleotide messenger RNA. RefSeq lists its product as uncharacterized. The transcript is spliced from 2 exons. The record is from RefSeq and is a predicted model, not a curated record. The coding region runs from base 1 to 1116 and encodes 371 amino acids. Lineage: Eukaryota; Fungi; Ascomycota; Sordariomycetes; Hypocreales; Nectriaceae.
AUGAAGUCGAUCACCUACGAUAUAGACCCAGGCGGUGAUAUCGAGCUCAUACUCAAAAAGCCGAACGAGCAAAAUAUAGUGCCAGAGAACACUACUCAAACUCUCGGUGGAAAGCGCUUUAAUCCGAAGUUCCCCAAUCCACCAUGCUUCGGUCGGUAUCAAGUCUUUAGCGAGCUCUAUCCUGAUGGCGAGAACGAGACCCCUGACGUCCAAGUGGACAUCCACAUGCGAGUGUCUUCCCGACAUCUGAUUCUUUCGUCACGCAUAUUCCGAGCUAUGCUCGAAGGGCCCUGGAAAGAGGGAACCCCGUCUUCUGGACCUAUUCGACAAAUAUCAGCUGAGGACUGGGACGCCGUCGCUCUCGCCAUAGUCUUGGACGCCAUCCAUUGCCGCCAUCACGAUAUCCCAACAAAGAUCGAGAUUGGACUCCUGGCUAGAAUUGCAACUAUUGUUGACUAUUACCAAUGUCGCGAGGCUAUGCGUUUCCAUUACGAGGCGUGGGCCCACCAUGAAGCAGAACAUUCAUGGCAUUAUAACGCAAACGUGUUGCCGUUGUAUGUCUCUUGGGUAUUUCAUGAUGAGAAUGAAUUCCAAAUAGUGGCAAGUUCCGUUCUACGUCGUAGCACAGGAAUGUCCGGAUUCAAUACUCAUGAGCUUCCUGUCAGCGGUAUCCUCACUAAGCUCGAUGACAUCAGACAGACCAUGAUGAAGAAAGCCUUAGAUGCUCUUGACUUUCUCCAAGAACAACUGACCGAAGAAGAAGGUUGCAAAAUAGGGAAUGACGCUAGCUGUACUGCCCUCAAUCUCGGUAUAUUGAUCCGAGAAAAGCGUCUACUGGCACGCUGUAAUCCACCUCUUGUUGCUCCAUAUGACGGACAUAGUCUAGGCGGGAUCCUAGAUAUGAUCGCGUGUUUUGAUCUUCCAGUGAUCCCACACUCUGUUGAUACCUAUGUCGACAAAAUCGACUACGACGACGCAAGCGACGACGACGACGAGUAUUACCCCUGCACCUUACAGGGAAGAGUGAAGCCAGCCUUAGAAGAGAUACGCCUUGCGGUACAUAGCAUCCGUCUGGAUGAUUUCCAACCUAAAUCUACCAGGCACGAGAACUUUUAG